Striga asiatica is the source of this 2038-nucleotide messenger RNA. Lineage: Eukaryota; Viridiplantae; Streptophyta; Magnoliopsida; Lamiales; Orobanchaceae. The record is from the annotation of a GenBank genome assembly.
UAUAAAAGAAGUAUUUUUUUACGUGUCGCGAAUAAACUGAUUGCAGGCCUAAUAUCUGACUAUCUUGAAAUUAAGACAAAACCAUCCAUUUGUUUCAAUUAUAAACCUGUAGAUUCACUUCUAUCCAUACAUUGGGUCCACCGAGCCUUUGCGCUUUUGCCCUUUUUCCACACUCGCGCACUUGUAAACCCUUUUCUUUCCCUACGCAAAUUUCUCAACAUAUUCUUCCGCAAUUCUCACAUCGAUUUUUUGAUUUGAUUGGUGGCUUGCAUCAUUCCUGGUGCUUGAAAGAAGAAGAAGGAGGAGUACAAUAUAAAAAAGAAAGACGCAAAAAUGAAGGGAGGGAAAAAUGGAGAGAAAACAAUGGGGCCCUUGUUUCCUAGGAUUCAUUUAAAUGAUACUGAUAAGGGAGGGCCAAGAGCCCCUCCAAGGAACAAGAUGGCCCUUUACGAGCAGCUUAGUAUUCCUUCUCAUAAAUUCAGUCGUCAAUCGUCCAACCUGAAUUCGAGCCAGGUCAGCGUGAGUGAGAGAGGCCCGUUUUUCUCUCAUCCAAUGCCCCUAGAGAACUCUCACUAUACCCAGCACUCGGACUUAAGCACACCAUCACCACAAAUCGAGCAGAAACUGGAUCAAGAUGAAUUUUCAGUUCCUAUUUUCACCCACCCUGAAUCUAAUAAAAACCAAGAAAAACCCUCGGCCUCCACUCCUACUCAUAAUCAACGUCCGUUGAAAUCACAAACAGAUAAACACAAUACAUCUCGAGAAAGUGAAAAUACAAAUGGGGAAGUUUUGGAAAAUUGUAGCCUGUUGGAUGAUAUUGCUGCCGGUGAUCUUUGUAACGGCCCAAGUCUGAAUGUGAACUUGGAGAGGGGAGACUCAGUUUCUGAGGAUUCGGUUUUGGAUGUUGUGUGUGAAGUGACUUUGACGCCCGAUAACGUUGUGGGAGUAAUAGGGCAGAAGCAUUUUUGGAACGCCAGACGAGCUAUCGUUAAUCAACAGAGAGUUUUUGCAGUUCAAGUAUUCGAGCUGCAUCGACUUAUAAAGGUCCAAAGAUCAAUAGCUGCGGCCCCACAUCUCUUGCUCGAGGACUCUGCUUAUGUUAUCAAGCCCACGAAGCCUUCGCCUACGAAAAAACGCUCUUUAGACAACACUCUCAAAACAAAUCAAAAUGAGCCCAUACAGAAAACCGAGCAUGAGAAGGCAGCGGCCCAAAAAAACGAAUGCUCCGCCGAAAAUACCCUUGAGAAAAAAUCAUCCUCUCAAAAUAGGCCUCCGACUAACGACGUUACCAAGCCAUGCUUGAAUCAGGCGCAAGCUCACCAUUGGCUUAUCCCAGUUAUGUCCCCAUCUGAGGGAUUGGUAUACAAACCGUAUCCCGGGCCUGGGUUUGCGGGCCCAAAUCCAACGGGGCCCAACUUUUUGGGCCCACCCUAUGGUGUACCUCCGCUGCCACAGUAUCACUUUCCCCCAUUUCCUCCUUUUGGCUAUUACGGCAUGCCUGUUAUGAAUGCAGGGACUGGCCCGCAUGUGCCAGCUGGCGGGGCUGAUUUUAAUAAUGUCCAGCCUGGCGCAGGCCAAAGCAAUGGGCCUGAGGGUAUUGGAGUGCAAGCUAGCACGGGUAGCAGUCCGAGUGAGAAACGGGCUGCUGAAGGGCGAAAUGUGCUAUCGCUUUUCCCAGUGGGCCCGAGUAGUGGUGGGCCCAACUCAGCUUGUCAGGAUUGUGGGCCUGAUGGCCCGAGUAAGGUGAUCAAGGUUGUGCCGCGAAAUGGAGUGUCUGCAUCUGAGCAUGCUGCGAGAAUAUUUAUGUCGAUUCAACAAGAAAGGGGACAGUUCGAUUCAGUGUGACAAAUUUGUGGAGUUGGUGGAAAGCUACCUGUUCCUGUUGCAUCAUAAAUUUGGUGUUUUGGAUUCAACUUUCCUUUUUUUUUUUUUCCUUUUUUUUUAUAUAUUUUUUAGUUUUGAUUCUGUUUCCAGCCAUUUUGUGCAUGUACAAUGUUGUAACUGUAAUUCAUAUGAAGUGUAGUUGAUACUUGAUAUU